CACCGCACUGGCAUCACGGUUAAGACGCAAACUGCUUCGUCAAAUGCAGCUCAAACCGUGACGGAUAUCUUCUUCCGCACAGCUGUCAAAAGCACAAAAAAAAAGAACAAAAAUCAGAAUGUUCAUUUCGACCUGGUGAUCCGUCCAGCGAAGUCACGUGGGUGAACACCCGCAGCAGAACGGCAGAACUGCAGACAAUAAGAGUGCGAAACAAAAGUCGGAUCAGGAAGAACACUGGCAAUACACACGAGAAAGUGGAAAAGACGCUAAGCACAGUACCAGACCCCGGAAGGGGUGUGUUUUUUGAAUUCAAAGUCCAGAGUGUCACUACUACGCCGUGGUCAUCAAUUCUCGACUUGGUGGCCCAGGCAUCUGACAGCACCACUUCAACGUGAUUCGGUUACAUCAUCGUUUCCGCGUCAUCGGGUCCGUAUCAUUCGGCAGCAGCUCCAGUGCUACAUCGUUCCAUGGUCUGGCUGUUCCGACAUCGAUCACCCACGCUACUAUUGGUCAACGGCGAUCCGCAGCGCCGUGACGCUCAUACUACUGUUUAUUUUCUACACUCAAGGCAUCGUUUGACGUCCACGUGUUUUGGCUCUUCAGUUCUAGCACCAUCUUGAACGGCUGUGGUACGACUCAUUCGGCAUUGGCAAGUGCAUGAAAUAGGUGUGCUUUUUCUCAUUAAGCUUGGUGGACAAACAAACAUUUGCAGUAGGAAUCGCGCUUCCGCGCGAUCGUGAAUUCAAUUCAUUCAGGCAGUUGGACAUCAGACUCCAGCCAGCUAGACAUUGGUGGAACAGGAGGAAGUCUUCCGAACAGCAUGAAUUUGAAAGGGUAACUCCGGUACCCCAGGUUUUCCUCGAAAGCCACCUCGUCUCUUCAUUCAUUCAUUCAUUCAGUGGGUGCGGUUCGGAGAGUGGCGGAUCCAUACUGUGAAGAAACAGAUCUUCGGCCGCCUGCAACCGUGGUGGCGACUGGCUCCUCAGUCAGUAUCACUUGGGCAGUGCUACGGUGAAGAAGUGCUCCUCGGUAUCGCGUGUGUGCUCUUCGACAGUGGCGAAGCAUAGCCAAGUGUUUGCCAAGCAAAGAGAGAGUGUGGUCAACUCCCACCAAGCCAAACCUCGGUGGAUCGGUGGUAAAUAAGAUCUAGUGUGCGGGAAAGUGCGUUCCGAAUUGUCCGGAUACAACAAACGGGUACAAAUUUGCUGCAAGGCGAAAAAAAAUGAGGGUUGGUCGGUUAUUUCGGGCGCACGGUGAGUUUUGUGCAUCGCAUCCAUGGGAAGUGAUAGUGGCCCUGGUGACAUUGACGGCAUGCAUAAUAACGUUCGACAAAGGAAGUGCGGAUCCGUUCCAGCAAAAUGUCCGCUCGAGUGCUGGUAGACCUUGUCCCAGCUGGCGGCUCGGCUCAGUAGGGUCGGGUAGUGUUUUUCGCUGUGAUGACUUGGAACAGAACGGCAUCGAUGUGAUACUGAUGACAAUCGUGCGAUGCUCGGCGAUUCUCUACUGCUACUACCAUUUCUGCAACCUCCAAAAGCUGGGUUCCAAGUAUAUUCUAGGCAUUGCCGGACUAUUUACGGUUUUCUCUAGCUUCAUAUUCACAUCGACGGUGAUCAACUUCCUGGGCAGCGAAGUCUCCGAUCUCAAGGACGCUUUGUUCUUUUUCCUACUUCUGAUCGAUCUAUCCAAGGCUGGUAUACUGGCUCAACUGGCUCUGUGCGGCUCGAGCCAAUUGGAAGUCACUACGAACAUUGCCCGAGGUAUGGAAAUUCUGGGACCUGCAAUUUCGCUGGAUACUCUGGUUGAAACGUUGGUCAUAGGAGUUGGAACGUUGUCGGGUGUGCAACGGUUAGAGCUGUUGAGCGGAUUUGCUGUACUUUCGGCCAUUGUCAACUACAUCGUGUUCAUGACGUUCUAUCCGGCCUGUCUGUCUCUCAUACUGGAUCUGUCACGAAAUGCAGGCAAUUUAAUCCAGAAAAACAAGAAGGAAAAUUUGCUGGCUCGCGUACUAACCGAAGAAGAUCAGAAACCGAAUCCUGUGGUGCAACGAGUGAAGCUGAUCAUGUCCAGCGGACUGAUGAUCGUACAUGUGCUCAGUCGGUUAACCAUAUCUGAGAAGGAUUCGGAUACAGCGGAACAAAUCAUUGCAUCUCACAGUCACGAACAUCUAGCGGCACUGAACAAGACUGAAACAAACGAAAUUUCCGAAUUUAUUAUAAGGUGGCUCUCGAUCAGCACCGAGCAGAUCGUGACGUACAUCCUGAUCAUCGCGUUGGGCGUCAAGUUUGUCUUUUUCGACCGUCACAAUCUGUCCGACCAGAUUCUACUAUCGGUGGCGAACGAGGCGGCCGCUGCAGCCGCCAGACGGCAGAAACAGCUUGCCCUGAGUGCCGAAGUACAACAAUUGGAAGCCCAAACCAGCGCCAUCAGACAGCAAGAGAAGCAACCCGUUGCCACCUUUACUCUGGCGGAAAUAGUUCCGGUAGCUGAGAAGGCUACCCAGAGUGAACUUAGUUUAAUGUCAGGUAGACGCCUCAGAACGAAAAGCAUGGGAGCGGACGACGAGCUGGAUUUAGAUGAUUUGGAUGAUGAGUUGGUAGAGCAGGAACCACGGCCUCUGGAGAUGUGUUUGAAUAUUUUGAACAAAUCCGAGGAGGGAGCGGCUGAUUUGACUGACGAGGAAAUCAAAAUGAUCGUUAGAGCUGGCAAUGGACAUUGUCCAUUGUACAAGAUUGAAAGCAUUAUCGGCGAUGCUGAACGUGGCGUAAAAAUUAGACGAGAUUUAAUCCAGAAAGAAGCCAAUCUGCCAGUGAAUGCCUUUAAGCAUUUAUCCUACAAAAAUUAUGACUAUUCUAAAGUCAUGAAUGUUUGCUGUGAGAAUGUGCUUGGUUACGUUCAGAUUCCGGUAGGCUACGCAGGUCCACUUACACUAGAUGGGGCUCGUUUUUAUGUACCGAUGGCUACGACGGAAGGAGCUUUGGUUGCAAGUACCAAUCGUGGUUGUAAAGCUAUAUCAUGUCGCGGCGUAACCAGCUUCGUUGAAGAUAUUGGCAUGACACGUGCUCCGUGUGUUAAGUUCCCUAACGUUCUCCGAGCAGCUCAAGCUAAACGAUGGAUUGAGACUGCAGAAAAUUUCGCAACGAUCAAAAAGGCCUUUGACUCUACAAGCAGAUUUGCACGUUUGCAAGAGUGUCAUAUAGCCAUGGAUGGGCCCGUAUUGUAUACUCGUUUCCGGGCACUCACUGGUGACGCCAUGGGAAUGAAUAUGGUUUCGAAAGGAUCGGAGAUGGCUCUGCGGGAAGUGCAACGUGCGUUCCCUGAUAUGCAAAUUAUUUCGCUGAGUGGCAAUUUCUGUUCGGAUAAAAAACCGGCUGCUAUCAAUUGGAUCAAGGGACGUGGAAAGCGAGUUGUCUGCGAAACAAUAGUGCCGGCAGAUAAACUGCGCAGCAUUUUAAAAACUAACUCCCGCACACUGGUACAGUGCAAUAGACUGAAAAACAUGACUGGAUCGGCGGUAGCCGGCAGUAUUGGAGGAAACAACGCACAUGCCGCCAAUAUGGUAACAGCGAUCUACAUUGCCACCGGACAAGAUCCAGCCCAGAAUGUGACAAGUAGCAAUUGUUCGACCAAUAUGGAAUGUUGGGGAGAAAACGGCGAUGACUUGUACAUGACCUGUACGAUGCCGUCACUGGAGGUCGGAACGGUAGGCGGAGGAACGGGACUACCCGGUCAGGGAACUUGCUUGGAUAUGCUUGGCGUGAGAGGGGCACACCCUACGCAUCCGGCCGAGAAUUCCAAACAAUUGGCUCGCGUUAUCUGCGCUACGGUAAUGGCCGGAGAGUUAAGUUUAAUGGCUGCUUUAGUAAAUAGUGAUCUAGUCAAAAGUCACAUGCGACACAAUAGAUCUUCGGUAGCCAUGAACCCCGGAUUAACAGCUGUACCGUUCACCACUAGCAGCAGCAGCAACAGCCUUAGUACAAACACAACGUCUGCUGUUAUGCACUGAUAUUUACCACAUGCUGGAACUACCUCAGAAAUGCGAAAGAGAUAUCCGGACAAAGUCUAGAUUCUCCUUGAUUAUAUGGUCGCAGUGCGCAUUACCGAAUGAAACAAAGUGGAUGAUUUUUAUUCUGGAUAGCAGAAAACUGGGGUGUGCAAGAGAAUAGUAAUGUUCGGAAACGUAGAAAAUAAAUUAUUGAAUGUAGCAUAAGUUUUUAAAUGAAGUGAGGCGCCUAGUGGAGUGAAGAACGUUUAGAAGUAAAAGAAAUAGCGAUUAUUCUGUACAUAUUAUACUUCGGCUAUAUGCUGAAAGCAAAGGACAAACUUAAUUUUUUUUAAAAACAAGAAUAAGUAAUCUAGCAAUUUUAAUACGAAGCGACAGUUGGUAGAAUGAUUGAUGUACUAUCGAACUCACUAGUUGAUUUUUCUGAUUUUCUCAUGUAGCUUGACAAUUUUAUUCUAAAUUACUCGGAUGACUUUUGAACAAUGUAGUUCGAUGUGAUUUAAAAUGAGGUGGUGGCUCGUAAUGUCACUCUGUCACUUGUUCUGUAUCGAAGAAUGAAAACGAUAAAAGAUAGAAGAACUCCAGAACAACAUUUCCAACAUGGCCCGCAUUCGUCUGUUUUGCGAAAUAUGAAAUGGUGAGGUUCCGAAACUAAUUUCAAAUUUUUGAUAACUUUGUUUGGCCAGUGUAUGAAUUGAACGACGAUUCUUAGAGAAUGAUAAGAUAAUUGUUUUGCAGGGGCAUUUGACUUAACAGAAUCACUUACAAGUAAGCUAUUUAUAACUUUACUAAAACGAAUACUUGGUGCUAACUGAACAGAGUAAGAAUAAAUAAUUAAAAAAA
This is a messenger RNA of Malaya genurostris, 4843 nucleotides long. It is a transcript of the gene Hmgcr, whose product is annotated as 3-hydroxy-3-methylglutaryl-coenzyme A reductase. The transcript is spliced from 8 exons. Gene Ontology annotation, biological process: isoprenoid biosynthetic process; coenzyme A metabolic process; sterol biosynthetic process. The record is from RefSeq and is a predicted model, not a curated record. Gene Ontology annotation, cellular component: peroxisomal membrane; endoplasmic reticulum membrane. Bases 1223 to 4003 code for a protein of 926 amino acids. NCBI's taxonomy places the organism in Eukaryota, Metazoa, Arthropoda, Insecta, Diptera, Culicidae. Gene Ontology annotation, molecular function: protein binding; NADP binding; hydroxymethylglutaryl-CoA reductase (NADPH) activity.